This is a messenger RNA of Penicillium subrubescens, 2118 nucleotides long. RefSeq names its product phospholipid:diacylglycerol acyltransferase. Gene Ontology annotation, biological process: triglyceride biosynthetic process; lipid storage. Gene Ontology annotation, cellular component: perinuclear endoplasmic reticulum; cytoplasm. The transcript is spliced from 3 exons. The record is from RefSeq and is a predicted model, not a curated record. NCBI's taxonomy places the organism in Eukaryota, Fungi, Ascomycota, Eurotiomycetes, Eurotiales, Aspergillaceae. Gene Ontology annotation, molecular function: phospholipid:diacylglycerol acyltransferase activity. Bases 162 to 2063 code for a protein of 633 amino acids.
CUUGAUUUUUUGGGGUGGGAUGUUCUCCUGGAGCUGACUCGCUUUUCUCUCCUAGACUUUCGUUUCUACCAUCGACCAUCUCCCUGGACAAGGUGUGUUUUGGUCCUCCCGGGCUCCGGUCAUAGCUCCUUGAGCAUACCCCCUCUCUGAGCGGUCGCAAUAUGUUGCGCCGCCGCACGGGCAAAGACGACGCCCCUUCUCACGACGCCCCCUCUCACGACGACAACGACAACAAGGACCGGCCCCGGCUGGACCGGAUUCAAACUGAAGAGGAAAAGCUUCGCGCUGAAUUUGAUGGUGCAAAAGUGAAGCAGUUGGUCAUCCGACCGCGGAGCAAACGUCGCAAUGGAUUCAUCUUCGUGCUGGGUGGCCUGUUCGGCAUAUUUAUUGCCCUGUUCUUUGCGAACCAGCAGGAGGUCAUUUCUUUGGACUCGCUGAUGGACUUGAACCUCGAAUCUUUGAUUGAUGUCAUACCCCAAGGAAUUGUGCGUGAUGCAAAGGCGUUCUCGCAACACGAACGCGAAGCCGUUAGCUAUGAUUCAUUCUCCGUCGGUCUACAACUCCAAGCUCAAGGAGUCGAAGCGAAACACCCCGUUGUGAUGAUCCCGGGCGUCAUCUCGACUGGUCUUGAAAGCUGGGGAACGGGCGUCAGUUCACGCCAAUAUUUCCGCCGUCGACUAUGGGGCAGCUGGAGCAUGAUGCGGGCACUGGUGAUGGACAAGGCAGAAUGGAAGAACCAUAUCAUGCUCGAUCGUGAAACGGGUCUCGAUCCGCCCGGUAUCAAGCUACGGGCUGCGCAGGGAUUCGACGCUACAGACUUCUUUAUCACGGGAUACUGGAUUUGGAAUAAGAUUCUCGAAAACCUGGCAACUAUCGGCUAUGACCCGACCAAUGCGUUUACUGCCGCCUACGACUGGCGCCUAGCGUAUCCCAACCUCGAAGUUCGUGACAAGUACUUCAGCCGGCUGAAAUCUUAUAUUGAAACUGCGGUGGAAGGGCAGGGCGAAAAGAUUACCCUGGCAUCGCACAGUAUGGGCUCACAGGUUGUGAUGUACUUUUUCAAGUGGGUGGAAAGCGAAGACCACGGCAAGGGUGGCAAGGACUGGGUCAACAAACACAUUGACUCGUGGGUCAACAUCAGUGGAUGCAUGCUCGGCGCGGUCAAAGGACUGACCGCCGUGCUGUCCGGCGAGAUGCGCGAUACAGCACAACUGAAUGCCUUCGCCGUCUAUGGCCUGGAGAAGUUCCUGUCCAAGGAAGAGCGUGCAGAGAUCUUCCGAGCCAUGCCCGGCAUUUCCAGCAUGCUGCCCAAGGGCGGCGAAGCCGUCUGGGGCAACGCAACCUGGGCCCCGGACGACCAGCCCGGACAAGAGAUUAGCUUCGGCAAUUUGCUCAAUUUCCGUGAGACCAAUUCCUCCUGGACACGCCGCAACCUUACAACGUCCGAGAGUCUGCAGUACCUGUUGGAUCAGAGCGAGGAUUGGUACCGCAAGCAGGUGUUGGGCAGUUACUCGCACGGUGUAGCCCAUACCACGCGUGAAGUUGAAGCGAACGAGAAAGACCCGCGGACAUGGCUGAACCCACUCGAGGCCCGGUUACCCUAUGCACCGGAUAUGAAGAUCUACUGCUUUUAUGGCGUUGGAAAGCCUACGGAGCGGAGCUACUUCUACCAGGAAGAGCUUGAUCCUCUAGUCAACCUUAAUGUUAGCAUCGAUACUACCGUCACCACCAACGGGAAUAUCGAUCACGGCGUCAUGAUGGGCGAAGGUGACGGAACUGUCAAUUUGCUUAGCACGGGCUACAUGUGUGCCAAGGGAUGGCGCAUGAAGCGGUAUAACCCCGCGGGAUCGAAGAUCAAGGUCUUUGAGAUGCCCCAUGAACCGGACCGUUUCUCACCUCGAGGCGGACCAAACACAGGUGAUCAUGUUGAUAUCCUCGGCCGCGCCUCCCUAAACGACCUUAUCCUCCGCGUGGCCGGCGGAAAAGGCGACGAGAUCGAAGAGACAUUCGUCUCGAAUAUCCGCGAGUAUGCAGAUCGUGUACAGAUUUUUGAUGAUGAAUAAGGAACGACUACUAGUAAUAUAGAGAUUUGAUGAAAUUUAACAAAGGACUUCACAG